This is a messenger RNA of Cynocephalus volans (Philippine flying lemur), 5264 nucleotides long. RefSeq names its product tectonin beta-propeller repeat containing 1 (gene TECPR1). Gene Ontology annotation, cellular component: lysosomal membrane; autophagosome membrane. Bases 244 to 3756 code for a protein of 1170 amino acids. The record is from RefSeq and is a predicted model, not a curated record. The transcript has 26 exons. Gene Ontology annotation, biological process: autophagosome maturation. Gene Ontology annotation, molecular function: phosphatidylinositol-3-phosphate binding. NCBI's taxonomy places the organism in Eukaryota, Metazoa, Chordata, Mammalia, Dermoptera, Cynocephalidae.
CCCCCUCGCCCUCGGCGGGGGAGGGCCGCUUCGCUCGCCCGGCCGCUGAGGAGCAGCCACCGCAAGCCAACCCCGCGGGCGCCAGCCCUGAGAUGGAAGAGAAGUUUGUGGAAGCAAAUGCCAAGUAAUAAAAUGACAUUGAUAACACUCAUCAAAUUCUUGCUGGGUGCUGAGCACUGUUUACUGUAAGCCCUGUGCCUGCAUUAUUUAAUUCUCAUAAGUUUUCCUCCAGCCACUGCCGCCAUGCCCAGAUCGGCGCUGUGGGCAGUGGACCUCUUCGGGAGAGUGCACACCCUGUCCACUGCCGGCCAGUACUGGGAGCUGUGCAGGGACACCCAGCUGGAGUUCAGGCGGGUCAGCGCAGCCACGCAGUGCUGCUGGGGCAUUGCCUGCGACAACCAGGUCUACGUGUAUGUGUGUUCCAGCGAUGUCCCCAUCCGCUGCCGAGAGGAGGCCUAUGAGAAUCAGCGCUGGAACCCUGUGAGCGGCUUCUGCGACACGCUCCUGCUGAGCGACCGCUGGCCAUGGAGUGACGUGAGUGGGCUCCAGCACCGGCCGCUGGAUGGGGUGGCACUACCCUCACCGCACUGGGAGUGGGAGUCGGACUGGUAUGUGGAUGAGAAUUUUGGAGGGGAACCCACCGAGAAAGGGGGGUGGACAUAUGCCAUUGACUUUCCUGCCACCUACACAAGAGACAAGAAGUGGAAUUCUUGCGUGCGGCGACGGAAGUGGAUCCGGUACAGGAGAUACAAGUCCCGGGACACCUGGGCCAAGAUCCCCUCAAAGGAAGACCCCAAACAACUGCCUGACCCCUUCAAUGACCUCUCUGUGGGGGGGUGGGAGGUCACUGAGGAGCCCAUGGGCCACCUGUCAGUGUGGGCUGUGUCUCUGCAGGGAAAGGUAUGGUACAGAGAGGACGUCAGCCAUCCCAACCCCGAAGGCUCCUCGUGGUCCCUUGUGGACACUCCAGAGGAGGUGGCCCAGAUCAGCUGUGGGCCCUAUGAUCUCCUAUGGGCCACCCUCUGGGAGGGUCAGGCCCUGGUCCGGGAAGGAAUCAACAGGAAUAACCCCAAAGGAAGUUCCUGGUCCAUAGUAGAGCCUCCCACAUCUGAAAAUGGGAUCAUGCACGUCUCUGUGGGAGUUGGCGUUGUCUGGGCUGUCACUAAAGACCGAAAAGUGUGGUUCCGAAGAGGCGUCAACUCCCACAAUCCCUGUGGCACCAGCUGGGUCGAGAUGGUGGGAGAAAUGUUGAUGGUGAACGUGGGGCUGAACGACCAGGUCUGGGGCAUCGGCUGUGAGGACCGAGCCAUGUACUUCCGGCAAGGUGUCACCCCCAGUGAGCUCAGUGGAAAGACAUGGAAGGCCAUUGUCGCAGGCCGAGAGAGUGACCAGUCGCACUGUGGUAGCUCGUCCAGUCUCCUCAGCGCUGGCUGCUUCUUUGGUGACGAGGUGAGGAGUAGUGGUGACUCUGCGCCCAGUGACACUGAUGCCUCCUUGGAAGUCGAGAAACCGGGGCCUGCCCUGCCUCUCCCUGCAGAGUCUUUGGACAAUCCUAGGAACCCCAAGGGGAGCUCGGCCGCUGGCCCAGGGACUGGCAGGACUGCAGAGGGUGCCAUGGGGAACGCCUGCCCAGCUCAGGGCAGAGGGGAGGCUGCUCAGGCCUCUGGGCCUGACAAAUGCCCUGGCCCAGCCUCCACCCCUGCAGAGCUGCCCUGGACCAAUAUUGACCUGAAAGAGCCCAGGAAAGCACCCAGCCACUCGGCUGCUGGCUUUCCUGAGACCACCGGCCUCUCCUCCCUGGGGCUCCUCCCACUGGGCUUGGAGGAGCACUGCGGGGUGGAUGACCAACCACUCUGGGCCUGGGUGUCUGGAGGCGGCUGCGCAGUGGAGGCCUGCUCUGUGCUCAAGUGGUUCACUGUCCAGCCAGGCCUGUCCCCGUCGGUGCAGACGCUGUCCCUGUCCAUCACGCCAGCCCAGACUGCUGCCUGGAGGAAGCAGAUCUUCCAGCAGCUCACGGAGAGGACCAAGCGGGAGCUGGAGAACUUCAGGCACUACGAACAGGCUGUGGAGCAGUCGGUGUGGGUGAAGACAGGGGCCCUGCAGUGGUGGUGUGACUGGAAGCCCCACAAGUGGGUGGACGUCCGUGUGGCCCUGGAGCAGUUCACGGGGCACGACGGGGCUCGGGACAGCAUCCUCUUCAUCUACUAUGUGGUCCACGAAGAGAAGAAGUACAUUCACGUGUUCCUCAAUGAGGUGACGGUGCUGGUCCCAGGGCUCAACGAGGCCAAGCACUCCUUUGCCUUGUACACCCCCGAGAGGACACGGCAGAGGUGGCCCGUGCAUCUGGCUGCCACCACCGAGCAGGACCUGAAUGACUGGCUCGCCCUGCUCAGCCUGUCCUGUUGUGAGAGCCGGAAGGUCCAUGGCCGCCCAUCCCCGCAGGCCAUCUGGUCCAUUACCUGCAAAGGGGACAUCUUUGUGAGUGAGCCCAGCCCGGACCUGGAGGCCCACGAGCACCUGCUGCCCUGUGACCAGAUGUUCUGGCGGCAAAUGGGCGGCCACCUGCGGCUGGUGGAGGCCAAUAGCCGGGGAGUAGUGUGGGGCAUUGGCUACGACCACACAGCCUGGGUCUACACGGGAGGCUACGGCGGCGGCUGCUUCCAAGGCUUGGCCAGCAGCACCAGCAACAUCUACACACAGUCAGACAUGAAGUGUGUCUACAUCUACGAGAACCAGCGCUGGAACCCUGUCACAGGCUACACUAGCAGGGGUCUGCCCACCGACCGGUACAUGUGGAGUGACGCCACGGGGCUUCAGGAGUGCACCAAGGCUGGCACGAAGCCCCCGUCCCUGCAGUGGACCUGGGUCUCUGACUGGUCUGUGGAUUUCAGCGUUCCUGGGGGCACCGACCAGGAGGGGUGGCAGUAUGCCAGUGACUUCCCUGCCUCAUACCAUGGGUACAAAACCAUGAAAGAUUUCGUGAGGAGAAGGUGCUGGGCCAGAAAAUGCAAGCUGGUGACCACUGGGCCCUGGCUGGAGGUGGCCCCCAUCACCCUUGGGGAUGUGUCCAUCAUCCCAGAGAUGCCAAACUCCAGCAGGAGUGGGCACAGCAUCGCACUCUGGGCCGUCAGUGACAAGGGGGACGUGCUCUGCCGCCUGGGUGUGUCCGAGCUCAACCCCGCGGGCUCUUCCUGGCUGCACAUCGGCACCGACCAGCCCUUUACCUCUGUCUCCAUCGGGGCCUGCUACCAGGUGUGGGCCGUGGCCAGGGAUGGCUCCGCCUUCUACCGGGGCUCUGUGUCCCCCUCUCAGCCGGCUGGUGACUGCUGGUACCACAUUCCACCUCCUCCCAAACAGAGACUAAAGCAGGUGUCUGUUGGGCAGACGUCAGUGUAUGCCUUGGACGAAAAUGGGAACCUGUGGUACCGGCAGGGGAUCACACCCAGCUACCCGCAGGGCUCCAGCUGGGAGCACGUGUCCAACAACGUGCGCAGAGUGUCCGUGGGGCCCCUGGACCAGGUCUGGGUUAUCGCUGACAAGGUCCAGGGGAGCCACAGCCUGAGCCGGGGGACAGUGUGUCACCGCACGGGUGUGCAGCCCCGGGAGCCCCAGGGGCAGGGCUGGGACUACGGCAUCGGGGGAGGAUGGGACCACAUCUCUGUCCGGGCCAGUGCCACCAGUGCCCCCUGGACAUCCACAUCCCAGGAGCAGGAGCCGAGUGCCCCACAGGAGGCCCAUGGCCCUGUCUGCUGCUGAGGCCAUCCCCGCUCACCUGGAAGCAGGAUAGUGCCCAGUUUGAAGGAUCAAAGUUGAGCCAUUCUUGUGCUGAAGUGUGCAUCUAGGGAGCAGUGUCACCCCCACGGACUCAGGAAGAAACCUGGCCCGAGAUCAUGGCCGCUUCAGAGGCACUGGCUGAAAUGGCCCAGAAAUGUGAAGCUCUGUGGACACUCCCUCAUGGGUCCCCAGUCUGCGAGGAGCACUGGGGGGUGGCAGAUGGGGGCCCCCUCAGCCCUGGCCCCUCCCACCCUCCUUUCCCCUCUGCUUCCCACCUUUCCAGGCCAGGAACCUGGAACCUGGAGACCUCCAGGAAUGCUGGCCCUGGGGACACAGAGCUCAGGGAAGGGCCUCCUGAGUCGGCAGCUCAAACAGCGCCUGGGCCUGCCAUCCCUGCCUGUCCCCCACUCCCAAGAGAAGAGAGGGGGAGCUCAGGGCCAUUUCUCAGAGCAAGACUUGCAAAUCAGAUUUCAUUUCAGAAGUUAAGGAAGAAGUUGGCAGCUUGGAAAUAAAUGCUGGAGUGGGGAGAGGUCUUCUUCUCCCGUGUGCUGGGCCCCUCCUGGGGUGGACAGAGAGGCUGCCCCAGGGCUGGGGGAUGGCAUCUGCAGAAUCACUGUCAUUACUCCCCAGUCCACCCCUUCCCCAGGCAUGGGGGUGGCAGGGCGCUCCUUGGAUGUCAGAUCCUGUUGCAGGGGUGGGGACAGUGAACCAGCAGGCGUCCUGGGGCCCGGCAGGCAUUGCGGGGGCAGGACUGUGCCCAGCAGUAGCCAGGGGUAGACACGGACCCCUGAGCCCUCUGUGCACAGGGCACGGCAGAAGAGAGCCUCCACCAGGCAAGGAAGAGCAUGCGUGGCCAAGUGGCCCAACCCCCAUCGCGCAGGCUCUGCUGCUCUUUAUCCCAUUUGCUCCAUUUGGUGAUGUCUGGAGUUUGCUACCUACAACUGCACAUUUAGCCCAGGAGGUCGUCGGAGCCCAGGUCCUGUCUCAGCGAGAUGGAAUGCAUAGACUUGUCACCAGCUGGCUUUCCUGGGUUCCCAGCUGUAUUGUCCUUCGGAAGGUCAGUUGUGCAUUUGUGUUUGGUUCCGUUAUGCUGUGUGGUGUUGGUCACCAGAAACUGGCUCUAAGAAGGGUCUCCUCUGGAGUCCCCUCAUGCAGGCAUUUGAGAGACCUGGUGUUCCUGGCAUUUCUGGAGGUGGUACCAGGUGUGUUUGGGUCAGAGCUCUCAGACCGGGCUGGGCGGCCAUUGGGCACGUGGGUGACUCUCCUGUUUGUUUACAUUUCAGUGUCAGGUUUUCUUUGAAUGGGCCUUAAGGUUCCCUACAACAGUGACCUGUGCGUUCUGCUGCGAUGGGUGAGGGUGUCCCUCCGCCCUUUCUCUCCAGGGUGGUGCGUCCUCUCUGCUGAGCACUGACUGUUGACCAGCUCAGCAUCGUCAAACUGUCUUGAUUCUUUGGACUCUUAGUCAAUAAAAAUUUACACCACAGGGUAAA